Molecule: messenger RNA, 1667 nt
Organism: Selaginella moellendorffii
Lineage: Eukaryota; Viridiplantae; Streptophyta; Lycopodiopsida; Selaginellales; Selaginellaceae
Exons: 2
Coding region: 250-1572 (440 amino acids)
Source: RefSeq, a predicted model, not a curated record
UUGUUCGAGAUUAAAGAGGUUUCAACUUGAAGAAGUGAAACGUAUUUCUCUUCUAUUUCUCGCUUGAUUCCUCAGCUUUCAUUGUUGUAGCACUUCUUAUAAACAUCAAUUCGAAGGCCCAGCAGAGCGGCAGAGAGGGCGGCUACGGGGAGAGCGGCCGAACGAAAGGGGGUGGACACCCCUCUAGGUUUUUGUAGGGUUUCGCGCUAAGCGAUCGAUCCGGUUGGCCAGCAAAAGGAUAUAGCCCGAAUGGCCAAGGACCUCUUACAGCUCGCUCAGCCACUGCUUGAUGUCCAGCCAGGAUCAUGCAGUGAAAAGUUUGGCGGUGAUUCAAAGAGAAUCAGGAAGGACGUCGCCAUGUUUUUGCUCAAGAGGAUGGCUUUCCAGAUGGAGGUGUCGGGGAAUGCCUUCUCUAGCAGGGACGAUCCGGCGUGGACAGAGUUGGGAUACAGGCCGAUAGUCAGUCACUUCCUCGGGGCAUUCACGUCUCUGGCUCUAAAGUUUGGGGAGCGCCUCGAAGAAGAAGAGGAAGAGGAAGAGCGCUACAAUGAUCCGUGUGUUGAUUCGUUCCAGGAUGACAAGAGUGUCGGAGAGUUUGCGAAGUGGUUAUCGCUGGAGCUGGCUGACCGGGCUGAAGAGCAAGGGAAGGACGAGGAAGAAGAAGAAGUUCGCGAUGAUGUCCAUAGAGAAAACGAAGUAGAAGACGAGGAAGAAAAGGAUGGCGAGGGUGAUAAAGACGAUGAAGAAGAUGAAGAUGGUGAAGCUCACAGUGGCCGUGACUUGUCCAAGUUCUUUCCUCUCGAUGAGCAAGCCAAGAGUUUCACGAACGAAGCAGUCCUCCUCCGGAUGUAUGGACGUGACCACGCCAUCAACCAGCACAUCACUCUGGGAGUUUUGGGUGGAAGAGGCGCGGAUGAAUGGCCGGACGAUGCCUUCGAGAUGUUCUACUACGGGUGCGCCGCCGCGAUGCGCAACAUACGAGCAGGAAGGAUGGACAAGAUCCCGUGCAUUGCCGUUGGACUCAAAUGGUGGGCUUCGGGAGAGAUCGAUCCGGUGGGCUUCGUCCGGGUCACCGCCAAGAACAAGAUCACGAGCUCAAGCGCCGCAGCGUUCAAGUCCCACGUCGAACAGAAGUGUGAGUGGCUGGAGCUGCGAGGCCAAGGCCGCAGAGCCCGCAAGCUUAGGCGAAAGUAUCUCCAAAAGAGCGAUGAAGAGCUUAUCGCUGCUCUCGAGGCGCGAGUUCGCGCAAGAACAGCCGAGGCCUCCAUGAAUCUCGACGAGAAAUCUUUCCAAGAGGUGGAGCAUCGCUACAAGUCCAGUGCAUUCGCAGCCAAGCCAUGCAAUCUCCUCGUGGGAGAGGCCACAUAUCCGCCCCAAUCCUCCACGAUGCUGCGGUUUCCACUGGAUAGAAACGCAAGGUCUGGCGAUGGUGACAAAGACCUGGUGUCGGGGAUGGCAAGGACGCUCUUUGGAGACCGUGUUCUUCGCUGGAGCUUGAGAAGCGUGGGGAAGCUUUCGCGGGAUCGCGAUCAAGCCACAAGGAUCUUUGCGAGCUCUCUUGUAGCAUCCUAAAGAACUUCUUCCAUCACUUUCUUCGUUUCAAGAGCUCAUCUUCUUCCAAUCUAAAAUACUCGGGCAUUUUUCCAGAUGCCCGCACUGGUCAUUUU